UUUUUAUUAUAUAUUAAUUUAUAGAGUAUUAAUUUAAAGAGGUUAUACUGUAUUAUUUGAAAAGUGAUUUGAAAGAAAAAUGAUGACAUGUCAUAUCAACGAUGAUGAUAUGAAUGAAAUUAAUUGUGGCAUAGACAUUUUUAUUUAAUGUUGAUUUAUAAUUUUGAUAAUUAUUUAGAACAUGCUAAUAACUUAUAGAUCAUCAUUAAUAUAACAAUAAAUAAUAUAAUAUAUAGUAGAAAUAGAAUUGUAAUAAUAAUUUACAAUUUUCUAAUUAUUAUAUAAUUAUAUUUUUAUAAUUAUAUAAUUUUACCACUAAAACAAUUCUUCAAACUUUUUUAUGCAGUUUUUUUAUAAAAAUUACAAUUAUUUUAAUCCAAUACCAUUAGUUUCUUUUAAUAUCUACACAUUUUAGAUAUUUAAUGUCUCUUAAUUUUAUAGAAUUUAAUUUAAUAUAUUUUAACUAAAAAGUUGAUAAAAAAUUUUUCCAAGAUUAAUUUUUUUUAAUAUAUAUACCUUUAUAUGAUUAUAUAUAUAUAUAUAAACUUAAAAUUAUUUAAGUUAAAAUUUAAAUAUUCUGAUGACAAAAUAAAUAAAUAUUCUAAGCAAAUAAUAAAAAUCUAAAAAAAAUAUCAAAACUUAUUUUAAAAUAUAAUAAGUUUUAAAACAUAAUUAUAGCAUGUGUAAGAGUUGGGGGUAAUACGAGAAUAUUUAACAACUUUCGAUCAAACGUGGAAUAUCCUAUUAUACAACAUUGAAUCAUUUCUUAAACUUGGUUGGUUUCAUUCACAUCUCUUACUAAAAUAGAAAUUUUUUUAAUGGUCUUAACCAUCAGUCAUAUGUUAUUUAUAUAAAAUGUCACUAAUAAUUAAUGAAAACACUAGAACUUCAUUAAAAUAAUUAUAUAACAAUAGUAUACAACAACAAUUAAAUUUAUAACUGAACAGUGUAAUAUAAUUAAUAAUUGACUAAAACAUUCAAAUAAUUUAUGAAAAGUGGAUAACUGUUUUUUCUUGCAGGUUUAGAUACUAAAAAUAGUUUCAAUUAAUAUUAAAUCAAUCAACUUAAUACAUUGAUUUAUUUAUAUUUUCAUAAAUAGACACGUACAUUCAUGUAAACUUAAAUAACUUUCAUAUUCAAUUAAAUAGUGUAUAAAUAAAAUUUUAGAGUAAAUAAAUUUUCUGCAAAUAAUUUUUAUAAUUAAAAUUUUAUGAAAAAAUAUAUCACACAAUUAAUCAAAUAAAUUACAGAAAUUUAUUGAAAUUUUAUAAAUAAAAGCGAAACAAUUGAAAAAUAAAGUUAAGUCAUAUUUUAUAUAAGUUUUAUAUUUAAUAUAAAUACAAAUUAUAUAAUUAUAUAUGUUUUCAAAUACAAUAAUACAAAAAAUAUAAUUGUUUUUUAAUUUUGUAAAUUAAAAUUUAUUUAAAAAAUUCCAGCAUUUUAAGUUGUCUGUUAUAGCACGUGUAAAAGUUGGGAGUGAUAUUAUGUAAAAACCUUCAAUUCUUAUGUAAUUUUUUGGUUGGUCUAUACAGUAUUAAGUAUAGCAUGUGUAAAAAUUGUGGUAAAAGUAUUUACAAAUCCAAUCUUAUAACUUAAGUAGAAAUUUUUAUCUGUUUCAAAAACAAUGUUAAGAUUUCAAAUUUAAGGUUUUGAACUUUGACACUUCAAUUACAGAGUUCACUUUUAAAAAAAUUAUUUUUGAAAAUUUUAAUUUAUUUUUAAUUUAUACAACAUUUUAAAAAAAAUUCAUUUUAAUUUAGCAAUUUAGUCUUUACAAUUUUAUAUCUUAAAUAUUUUACAAAUAUUUUAUUAUUUUAUAGAAGGUUUAAAUAUUAAACAAUGCUAAAAUUCAUAUAAAUUUCAUAUAAUCUGAAAGGUUCAAAAUUCUUUUCUGAAGGUUUCAAAAUUCUUUUAUGAAAGGUUCAAAAUUCCUUUCUGAAUGGUUCAUAAUUAUUUUCUAAAGGUUUGUGAAUUCCUUUCUGAAUGGUUCAUAAUUAUUUUCUAAAGGUUUACGAAUUUCAUUCUCAAUGGUUUGUGCGACUUAUCUGCCUUUACUAAUUAGAGCGGCAUGUUUCAGUCUCUAGGAAGUACUUUAACUCUUGUUUACCAAUUAAAUCAGGAGGAGGAAGCAUGUAUAACUUCAUCUAUAUCUUAUGUUAUUCAUGAUUUAUGUUAAUGGCUAUGAAGAGUUAAUAAACGGUUAGUAAUCUUUUUGUAAAGGAUUUAGUUUUUUUUUUCCUAAAGGAUUAAAAAAAUUUUGUAAAAAAAACGAGAGGUAUAUCCUAAUUUCAUUGUAGUACUCAGAAAGAGUGUCAAUCUGUAUAAUAUCGUUCCAGUUUAAAAAUUAUUCUAGAUACUUUCAUAGAUCAGGAAUAUCUCAUUUUAAUAUAAAAAAAAUGUCUAUAAAUAGAAACACAUAACUAGUGCAAAGACAAUUAUAGUCCCUAUAUAGACUUCUACUUAAUCAUCUCCUCAAUAAAAAAAUAAUAAUUAAAACAAAAUUAAGAAUGAGAAUAAAAUAUUUUCUUUACUAGUGCUCAUUGUAACAUCCUCCAAUUAAGUACUCUUCGACACCUGAUUUCUACGCUCGACAUCUCGUAAGCAUUCUUAUCUGUAAUACUAAGAAUUCCACUUCCCACUUUUCCACUAACAAAUAUAAUUAAUUUUAUGUAUAAGUGGAAUUUUUUUUUAAAAAAUGUUAAAUUAAUUUGAACAAAAAAAUCUUUUUUUACAUUUUCUGUUGCAUUGUUUUAAGCUUUUGUGUUUAAAAAGAAAAUGCUAGUUGUAACUCUAUCGUCGUGUGGCUAGCCAUCUUGACAGCCCUUUCUCAUAGGCAUGUCGGUACAUUCCUCUGAAAGCUCCAAGCCUGUUGCGGACUUAAACAAACAUAUACAGUCAUGUAACGGUGCCCGCAAAUGCUUUUGCUAAAUGAUGAAAUAUGCUUGGAGCUAAUGUGAAUGGAUUUUUUGCUUGGUGGUUGUUGGACAAACUUCGAAUGGGUAGAUGGAGAAUUAAUGUAAACUGUACCAUUCCGAAAAAUGAAUGGUUAUAAAGUUUACCAGAAAAUUCGGUUGAUCACUUGGUUCAAAAAGUUUCUGCAUCCAAAGAAAAGCAAUUAAUGUAAACUUUGUACCAUUCAGUUUAUUAUUAUUAUUAUUACUACUCCAUUAGUGUCAUUUUAAGUGUCACAUUAGGUUUUCUUAUUUUAUUUUAAAAACAUGUUAUUCUACAAUUUUAAUGUAACUUUGUACAUUAAAUAUAUUUUUUACCUUCUUGAAUAACCAAUAAAUUUUUAUUUAUCAUUCUCAUUCAAUUAAUUAUGCAUUAAAUAAAGAUAUAUUCUUAUUAGUAUAUUAUAUAUAUUUUUUAAUUUUUACGAAAAAUGUCAAAAUGACACUUUUUAAUAAAUAGAUGUUAUCUUUUCCCAGUUAGAAAUAAUGAGGAAUGGUUUUCUUUUGGUCAACAUAAAAAUUGUUUUACACUUUACAGUUUUAGUUAUUUAUACAACGAACCUGAUUGGUUUUUUAAAUAAUAUAACCUGAUUGAUUUUCCUCGACCACAUAGUUUGUUCCUUUUUUUAAUAAUCUCCAAGAUUUCGACGAUGAUCAUUUGUGGUAUUAUGAGUUGGAUCAUUUGGAAAGUUUGGUUGGUCCCAUGCAUGAUUAAUUUUAGCAUGUAUAAAAUUUGGGAAUAAAACGUUGGAUCAGACGUGGAAGUGUCUACAAAAGCCCUUUUUCAAAAAAAAAAAAGUGUCCUAUUAUACAACAAUAGAUCGUAGUCCUAUUAUACAACAAUAAAUCGUAGAUCGUUUGGAAAUUUUAGUUGGUCCCAUGCAUUUGAUGGUCACAACAACAGAGUUAUUCUUGGGGGUGAACCUCACCAACUAGUAAGAUUUCGUUAUUUGAUAUUCGAUAUUUUUUAGAAAUAAAAACAAAAUAUUGUCAAGUUAUAUUAUGUUUUUAAAAUAAAAAGGUAAAAAAUAAAUAAAAUAAUAGUAGUUAGAAAAAAAAUUUCAAAAUAUUUUUAACGUUGUCAUCAAAACUAAAUCUUAAAUCUUAAAUCAUGAACCUUUGGGUAAACCUUAAAGUUUUGGAUAAAUUUUAAACUCUAAAUCAAAAACACUAAAUACUAAAACACUAAACCCUAAACUCUAAAUUUUAAACCCUAAACCUUUGAGUCUUUUUAGCGUGUAGUGUUUUUGAUUUAGAGUUUAGGAUUUAUCCAAGGGUUUAAGGUUUAUCCAAAGAUUUAGAGUUUAAGAUUUAAGGAUUAUGAUUUAGGGUUUAUGAUUUAAUGUUUUGCUGACGACGUUAAAAAUAUUUUUUUUGUAAUUACUACUAUUUUUUAUUUAUUUAUUUACCUUUUUAUUUUUAAAAAUAUAAUAUAACUUGACAAUAUUUUAUUUUAUUUUUAAAAGAUGUCAAAUAUGAAAUAAUAUAAUAUUAUUGGUUGGUAAAUUUUGAAGUUCUCCUCAAAUAUGAAAUAAUAUAAUAUUAUUGGUUGGUGAAUUUAAAAGUUCACCCUAACCAUAAAGGGUGAAUCCAAGAACAAGUUCUAUAUGCAACAACUUUCUCUUCCUAUUAACCAACCUUGGAGUCUUGGACCAUUUGGAAAGUUUGGUUGGUCCAUGCAUUUAUUAAUUUUAGCAUGUAUAAAAACUGGGAGUAAUACUAAACUAUGGAAAAACAUUGAUCAUUUGGGAAUUUUUUUUUUUUUUUUGAUAAUCCAGGUAUCCGGAUCUCUCACUUAAUCCGACUAUUCCACUGCGUCUAACCGGAACUGGCGAGAAAGGUCCUGGAGACCAAACGGAAACCAUGUUAAAUCUGCUGUGGCCGAGAUUCGAACUCGUGAUGACGGGCACCUCAGCCGAAGUUCUUUUACCACCAGACUACGAGGCCCAGUUCAUUUGGAAAUUUGUUGGCCCCAUGCAUUGUUAGUUUUAGCACGUGUAAAAGUUGGGAGUAAUAGUAUCUAUGUAACGACUUUCGAUUUCUAUGUAAGCAACCUUUUGGACCAUUUGAUUUAUUUGGUUGGUCUUUGCAUUAAUUUUAUUGAAAAAGAAACACUAUAUAGAAACCUCUACUUAAUCAUCUUCAGUUAAAAAAAUAACAAUCAAAAGAAAUUUAGAAUGACAGGAAAAUAUCUUUCUUUACUAGUGGUCGUCAUUGUGAUAGCAGCCAAAUAUCUUUGUUCAGCACCUGAACUAAGAAGAAGUGAUUUUCCAAAAGAUUUCAUUUUUGGGUCUUCAACAUCUGCUUACCAGAUUGAAGGAGCUGCUCAUGAAGAUGGUAAAGGACCAAGUAUCUGGGAUACUUUCACUGAAAAAUAUCCAGAGAGAAUAAAGGACGGUAGCAAUGGAUCUGUUGCAGCUGACUCUUACCAUCUUUACAAGGAAGAUGUAGCUUUAAUGCAUCAAAUUGGUCUCAAUGCUUACAGAUUCUCUAUCUCAUGGUCGAGAAUUUUGCCUCAUGGGAAUCUUAAAGGAGGAAUCAACCAGGCUGGUAUUGACUAUUACAACAACUUGAUCAAUGAGCUUUUGUCCAAAGGAAUUACGCCUUUUGCCACCAUUUACCAUUGGGACACACCACAAGGCAUUGAAGAUGCUUACGGUGGACUCCUUGGCGCAGAAUUUGUAAAUGAUUUCCGCGAUUAUGCGGAAAUUUGCUUUAAGAAUUUUGGAGACAGAGUGAAACACUGGUUGACAAUGAACGAGCCGUUGUCAGUGGUGCAAGGAGGGUAUGGUCAAGGUAAAACAGCUCCAGGAAGAUGCUCUAAAUUCACAAACCCUAAAUGCACCGCCGGAGAUGGAGCCACCGAGCCUUAUAUCGUCGGUCAUAACCUCAUCCUUUCUCACGGAGCCGCCGUAGAAGUCUACAGAGAAAAAUACAAUGCAUCUCAAAAAGGUCAAAUUGGUAUUGCUUUGAACGCCGCUUGGAACUUGCCCUAUUCAAAAGAAUCAGCUGAGGAUAAGUUGGCUGUGGCACGAGUCCUGGCAUUCACAUUUGACUUCUUUAUGGAGCCCCUUGUGACCGGUAAAUACCCACUCGAUAUGGUCAACAACGUAGGCGGUCGCUUGCCUACAUUCACUGAACAACAAUCUAAGAUGCUUAAGGGCUCAUAUGAUUUCAUUGGCAUCAAUUAUUACUCUUCCUCUUACGCAAAGGAUGUUCCAUGCUCUACCGAACAGGUUACACUGUCCUCUGAUCCUUGUGCGAACACCACAGGCGAAAGAGAAGGAGUUCCCAUCGGUCCAAAGGCUGCAUCAGAUUGGCUUUUGAUAUAUCCAAAGGGAAUUCGUGAUCUUAUCCUCUAUGCAAAAUAUAAGUUCAAAGACCCCGUCAUGUACAUAACCGAAAACGGGAGAGAUGAAUUUAGCACAGACAAAAUAUUCCUUAAAGACGGAGAUAGAAUCGACUACUACGCUCAACAUCUUGAGAUGCUUAAAGACGCGAUCUCGAUUGGAGCUCACUCAGCUCAGGUGAAGGGUUUUUUUGUAUGGUCGUUGUUGGACAACUUUGAAUGGAGCACGGGAUACACCGUUCGAUUUGGGCUGGUUUUCGUGGAUUUCAACGAUGGAUGUAAGAGACACUUGAAAAAAUCGGCUCAUUGGUUCAAGAAGUUCUUGAAAUCAAAGAAAAGCAAUUGAUGGAAACUGUAUCAUCCUUUUGGAAAUCAUAAGGAAUAUCCUGGUUUAAAAUUUGAUAAUAAUAAAAUAAUACGGAAUCCAAAGAAUCGUGUUAUCUUUCUCUAUUUAAAACUUUUAGUUAUAUAUAAUUGGGGUUUUAUGAUAUAAUUAUAAUCUCUGAUUGAUUUUACUCUACCAGAGUUUGUUCUUCUUUAUAAUCUCCUGAUAUUCAACGAUAAUCAUUUGUCGUAUUAUGAGUUCGAUCAUUUGGUAGAUUUGGUUGGUCCCAUGCAUUAUUAAUUAUAGCAUUGUGUAAAGUUGAGAGUAAUACUAUAGUAUGUGAACUUUCGAUACUGAAGAGAAAGCUAUUAGAAAGCUAAAAAUAGUUAUAAAAAUUCAAUUGUAAAACGUAAUUAAUAUUUCAAAAAUAAAACAAAUAUUUUAUAUAAUUAUUUUGUUUAUUAGUUUAAUUUUUUAUAUAUAUAUUUUCUCUAUUAAUUUGUAUUAUUAUUUUUACCGAAUAUAAUUUUAUGAAUGGCUUUGGGCAACUAUAGACGUUCGCACGGCUCUGGUUAUCAAACAACAAGUAGUCCGCAAGAGCGAUCAUGCGAGCAUGCGACCAUGUGGUCUGAACGUUUGAUCCAAAUAGUUUGAUAGUGAGACACAAUUUGAUGAGUUUUCCAAAAAAAAAAAAAAAAGU
Messenger RNA from Brassica rapa (field mustard), 7325 nucleotides. RefSeq names its product beta-glucosidase 15. Gene Ontology annotation, molecular function: beta-glucosidase activity. NCBI's taxonomy places the organism in Eukaryota, Viridiplantae, Streptophyta, Magnoliopsida, Brassicales, Brassicaceae. Gene Ontology annotation, biological process: carbohydrate metabolic process. The record is from RefSeq and is a predicted model, not a curated record.